Molecule: messenger RNA, 2160 nt
Organism: Letharia columbiana
Lineage: Eukaryota; Fungi; Ascomycota; Lecanoromycetes; Lecanorales; Parmeliaceae
Exons: 3
Coding region: 1-2160 (719 amino acids)
Source: RefSeq, a predicted model, not a curated record
AUGUCAUACGAGGCCCAGGACCUGCUCUGGGUACUCUCAAAAGCAGGCCUCGUCUCCUCUCUGAAUGGUGUCAAGACUGCACCGGAGGUCAUGGAAAGCCCGCAAGCCCAGCUAUGCGAUUUCUGUUCAAGGUGGUUCUCGCAUAGAAAGCUUUUCCCUCUUAGCAUCGAUGACAUCCGAUACCAGCAAACGUUGCGACGACUGGAAGAAAUAAGAGACGAAACUCAGUGCCCCUUGUGCACAUUAAUCUUGUCAAGCUUGUCAACUGACCCACAAGUACUGGAACUCACUUGCGAAGUCCCAACCUAUGUUCAUUUUGAACCAUACAUUUAUGGCACAAUUGGAGCAGAGGCGUUCGGUGCUGAGAAGACGACAAUUGCUCGAAUCUGGUUCGCUCUCAUCGUAGGUAGAAACGACUGGAGUCAUGAUAGGGAUGGCACCAUAUACGGCCAUGGAGUCCAAGUCUCUGGCGAGCGCGUAGAGAGCAAGGACAAACAACUCCUUCUAGGACGAAAGAUUGGCUCGACGUGUGUUGAUCAAGCGCUGCUGCUAUCAUGGCUGUCGCUUUGUACGAAUCAACAUGGCCAUGACUGUACUCCCGCACCUUUUGGGUUCGACCCCGGCUUCGCGCUACGACUUAUUGACGUCAAGCGUCGCUGCGUUGUUGAUCCCCCUCCGCAUCCUAGAUACGUAGCGCUGAGCUAUGUCUGGGGUAAUUCGGUUCAAGUGACGCUGGAAGAGAAGCAUUAUCUAAGACUGCGAAAAGAAGGGGGUCUUUCUGAUGACUAUGCAGAUAUUGGCACCACAAUCAAAGACGCGAUGUAUCUCUGCGAACAACUUGGUGAACACUAUCUGUGGGUCGAUGGCUUAUGCAUAAAGCAGGACGACGAAGAGGACAGAGCCCGUCAAAUUUGUAGUAUGAACCAGAUCUACAGCUGUGCUGCUUUUACAAUAGUGGCUGCUGGCGGCGACAAUGCCUACGCCCCUCUUCCAGGCGUGCGCGAGAAUUCACGUUCGGUAAUUCAGCACGAAGCAGAGAUUCAAGGUCUGCACCUCAUGACCACCCAAAGGCCUUUUUUAGCCUCGGUCUCCAAGAGCAAGUGGAGCUCAAGGGGAUGGACAUUCCAAGAGAAGAUUCUGUCCAAGCGCCUCUUGAUAUUUACUCCCUACCAAACUUUUUUCCAAUGCGGUCAGGCUAUCUUCUAUGAGGACACUGUCCUGGAAAGAUCCUCACACAGUCCGGACGUUGACAUCAGCCAGGAAGAACGAAUGGAUCUUCGCCGCCAUCUCAGCAAACCUACUGCAGACAUGUGUCCGUUGCGCAAAUAUGGCACCUGUAUCCAGGGAUACGCAUGCAGAGACCUGACGAAACAAUACGACGGCUUGAACGCCUUUCAAGGUGUACUUAACAUACUCCGCCCAGAGUUCUCUGACGGUUUCCACUGGGGAUUGCCGGAAUCGAUGUUCGAUAUUGCGAUAACGUGGUUGUUCGGCAACCAUUACCCAGAGCGCAGACGGCAAGGGUUCCCGAGCUGGUCCUGGCUUGGUUGGCGAGAAGGUCCUAACAACAGUCUUUCCAGUCAUACUGGAGACACUCGGAGCAUAAUUCGAGAGAUACAAUGGUAUAAGAUCAACAAAGAUGGUGAAGCGAUUCACAUCAAGGCGCAGGAUACCGCGAAUGAGGAAGCAACCAGCCAUGAUGCCUCUGUGUCUGCUUUUAAGUGGAAACCGGACCAUGUGCCACCAGUCUCAUCCCUCCAUUCUCUGGAUCCACGGGGAGUUCCUUUCACUCACUUCAUUCGCUUCUGGUCCAGUGUUGCACGGUUGCAUGUGGACAGAGAGGGCGUCCGCGGGGAAAGUCGCUGGGGUAAUGAUCGACUCGUCAUCCGGACUUCUACCAGUGGACCCUCUGUAGGACUCAUCUACCUGCACAGCAAAUGGCGCCAAGCACGACCUGACAACCUUGACUUUGUGGUGCUUUGCCGGUAUUCCUCCUACAAACCGGGCAAAUAUAACUUGAAGUCUGGGCUGGUUGUUCUUCUCGUCGAGCUGGAAGCUCACAGCAGUGUUGCGCAUAGAGUACAGAGGGUCUUGGAGCCUGUUGACGAAGCUGUGUGGAUACUAGCCAAACCCAGGUGGAAGCUUAUCACUCUUGCCUGA